UAAAAGUCGCAAAAAGUCCGUGAGGGUCGCACAUGCGCAUAAACGAACGGCACCAGCUGUUGGUGCGACUUAUCACGACUGUUGGUGUAGAGAUAAGAGCCUUCGACAAGGCAACCGAACGAAAUGUCUCUGGGAGUCUCGGCCAGGUUGAAGUACACCAAAAAGCAUGAAUUGGUUAAAUCCCAUAGCCAGUCUCAAUUACUUGCCAACAAACUUCGACAGGAUGGUGUCUUAAAUACAGUUGAAAAUGUUAUGCAAGCUGUUGAUCAAGUUGCUUCCUUAUUGGCAUCAUCAAAACCUGUUGAUCCUACAAUUUCUUAUAAAGACAGUAUCAUUAAUUUGUAUCAACACUUAAAAGUCUAUGGGGCUUACUUAGAAAUCUUAUACCAAGACCAACUCAACAGAGCUUUUGUGGUAUUUCGUGAUAGAUCUCAAGACGAUAUACGACUCGAUUAUUUAUCUCGAUUACACCUUCUCGAAUUGAUUGAAUUACGAGCGAAAGGAUGGAAGGGAAACGAUAUUAUGAACCAAUACUAUCGCAAAAAAAUAGAGCAAUCAGAAUCUGCCUCAAGUUUGACGGAAUCAAUGACAACAAUCGCUCCGAGCCCGGCACCUUUAUUGGGACCUGGUGAAGUUAUUAAACCUUCUGGAAAAUUUAGUAAACCCACUAGGAUCCCUGGAAAAAAUUAUUGCAAGGAUGAGGUUGUUAUUAGAAAUGCGGAUUCUGGAAAAGUAAUGGGCAUAAAGGGCCGUCGAGUUCACAUGAUUGAAGAACUCAGUGAAACGAUCAUAUCGUUCCAGAAAGUAACUCCAGGUGCUAAAGAACGUCUCGUCCAAAUCACAGGUGCAAAUGAAGAAAGCAUAAACCACGCUAAACAAUUAAUUGAAGAUACAAUCAAACGUAACGCUUCCCCAGUUAGAGAACACGGAAUCGCAGUUGGUGGACCAUUAACAGGGUCUAGUUCAAGUAUUAAUUCUUCUGCUUCCGAUGAUAGCGCCCUUCCUCAAGUUGCAAGAUCCUCAAGAGCUUUACUACAUAGUUUGAGUACAAACGAUGCUAGUAUUGGAGAAUAUAAGUAUACAAUUGUAACUGGUGGACAUACAAUUAAGAUUACAGGAGAUAAUUUGGAUUUAGUGAGGACGAGUAAAUUAAUUUUGGAUGAAUACUUCUCUGGGGAACCAAUUCAAGAUAUAGGCCAGUUUUAUAGUUUUGAUAGUUUACCCCAAGCAGAGAUUGUUUUACCUGUUUCCGAGCCUCUUUCUCCACCUGAAUCUCUUCCGUCGCCGAACGUUGUUCCUAAUGGACAAGUUGAGGAGCCACCGCAAACUCCUACAUUAAGACGACCACAUACAUCGAUUGAUGAAGUCCCUAAGGAAAAAUCUAGACUUAUCUAUUCAAUUGAAUUUUUGGCCAGAUUAGCAAUGAGUCCUUUGUGUUUGUCUCCGCCCAUUGAUCUCGAACGUAUCACCAAUCAACAUCCGACUUUAAUUAGAAAGCUUGUGGAAAUGUUUGAUGCAAAACAAUAUCUUACAAACCGUAUGGGUGAGCCAUUAACAGUUUUAAGUGCUGAUGAAGUUGAAGCGGCUGAUGUUUGACGUAAACAACGCCGCAAUUACAAGUAAAAGAAUCUCCUCUGUUUAUAAAAAUAUCCCCCCAGACUUAGUAGGUUUGUGUUUUGUUUUUCAUAUAUUUUUUUUCAUCUUUCGUUUUGUUAGGUGUUUUUAGAAAGAUUUACAUAUAAAAGUAAGUCUCUAGUAAUUCUUUCUGUCUUUUUGAGAAGUUUUUCGAUAUGAUAAAGUUUUAAAAGGAAACAAUAAUGCUCAUUUUGUAAGAUGAAAUGAAAAUUUAAAAAAAAAGAAAUGAAUGAAAUAGUUGAUAGGAAAUAUAAACUUAUAAAAUAUAUUUUAAAGAUUUAAAA
Messenger RNA from Onthophagus taurus, 1919 nucleotides. It is a transcript of the gene mxt, whose product is annotated as Eukaryotic translation initiation factor mextil. Gene Ontology annotation, biological process: regulation of formation of translation initiation ternary complex; positive regulation of translation. Lineage: Eukaryota; Metazoa; Arthropoda; Insecta; Coleoptera; Scarabaeidae. Gene Ontology annotation, molecular function: translation initiation factor activity; RNA binding; eukaryotic initiation factor 4E binding. Gene Ontology annotation, cellular component: RNA cap binding complex; cytoplasm. The record is from RefSeq and is a predicted model, not a curated record.